This is a messenger RNA of Acinonyx jubatus (cheetah), 3792 nucleotides long. It is a transcript of the gene TCEAL7, whose product is annotated as transcription elongation factor A like 7. The record is from RefSeq and is a predicted model, not a curated record. Lineage: Eukaryota; Metazoa; Chordata; Mammalia; Carnivora; Felidae. The coding region runs from base 236 to 538 and encodes 100 amino acids. The transcript is spliced from 3 exons.
UGGAUGACAUAAUCCUCACGUGACCAGGAGCUGCCGCGAAGUCCUUAUAUUCACGGGCUUCUUUCUCCUCUGGGUCCCAGUUCCUUACUGUCCUGUAGGCGUUUGUGCUUGUGGCCAAGAGAAAGAGGACUUAAAUUCCUUAAAUCUCAGAAGGUCCACGGGUCUGCGUUCACUGACAUCUGGAGGCAAGAAAAAGAGGAGGAAACUAUCCUUAAUCCUCAUAGCUGGAAACAUCAUGCAAAAACCCUGUAAAGAAAAUGAAGGAAAGCCCAAGUGCAGCGUGCCAAAGAGAGAGGAAGAUCGCCCCUAUGGAGAAUUUGAACGUCAGCAAACAGAAGGGAAUUUUAGGCAAAGGCUGCUUCAGUCUCUCGAGGAAUUUAAAGAGGACAUAAAUUAUAGGCAUUUUAAGGAUGAAGAAAUGACAAGGGCGGGAGAUGAGGUGGAAAGGUGUUUGGAAGAGAUAAGGGGUCUGAGAAAGAAAUUUAGGGCUCUGCAUUCUAACCAUAGGCAUUCUCGGGACCGUCCUUAUCCCAUUUAAUGCAUUUCUCUGCUGAAUUCAAUUAUUUUAUGUUACUAAUAUUACCACCAUUGGUUUCUUUUUGUCUGCAUGUUCUUGCUAAAUAUUGCUGCCAUUUUACUCCUAUCCUUCAAUGUUCCUUUGAUUUGCAUAUGACUCCUGCUUCCAACAUCUCAUCUUUUGACCCAAUUUCACUCAUUUAAUAAGGAUGUUUCAUUCAUAUGCAUGGGAAGAUGCUCACUGUAUACUGUAAAGUGAAAAUAAUAAGUUGCCAAACAGUGUGUGUAUGUGUAUAUAUACACACAUAUAUAUACACAUGCACACUUUAUAUGUACAUUUAUAUAUGACAUAACGCAAAAGAAAAAGUUAGAAUUAUUAUACACCGAAAGUUUAACAGUGAAUUUCUGCGUGAUAUGUAUUUUAUUUCUUUUUUGCUUAUCUGUGUCUUCUCAUUUUCCAAAAAAAAAAUGAAUAUAUGUGCAUGUGUGCGUGUAUUAUUUGUGUCACAAAGAACUAAAAUAAACAGACACAAUAAAAACUUGUCAAUCACCUUUGAAGGGCAGUAAAACACUUAAUCUCUUGAUAAGAACUAUAAAAAGAAAUAUAAACUUCAAAUUACCUUUGGAUCUCUUAGCCAGAGGAAUAAAACUGGAAUUAUUACAGAUAUACUAGCUUAGACUCAGUCUUUUCAUGGGGAAAAUAUUUGCUUCACAGAGCUGCUGUAAGGAAGAAAUGAGGCAACUCUGAGCUGGGCCAGGUGGACUCAUUCCCACCUGUGCAUACAGAACCCCAACCCACUACAGAACAUCAGUUAUUGGAGGGAGGUCCCUGGCAUGACUUACCUGUGCUCAGGAACAAGUUCACUAGUAGGCAGGGCAUUGGGGGCUUCCAUGCCAGUUAUCUGCUGUUGAACCCCACUCCUCCCCUGGGUUCUGCCAUGCCUGGUGGGCACUGCUACCUCUUCUGCUGGGUCCUUUACUCUCUGCUGGCCCUCACUGCUCCUGACACAUUGGAGUGCAUGGGUGCCAAAUCCCACUCAAUUUCCUGGAGUCCUUACUGGGUUGAACCUCCAUUCUUUUCUGAAGCCUGUCUGCUAUAUAGUGACCCUUAACACAGGUGAGACUGCCCUGGGAUUGCUUGAGCCACAGUGUCUUGCAGAGUUUUUAGCAAAACAGCCCCUUUUGUUUUUAAUUCUAAGACCCUUCCUCUAACUAGGAGUCAGACAUGAUGAGGUCAUUUGAGGAGUAGGACCAAGGUACAAGUUUGAAUAAAAAAAGUGCUGUAGUCAGAGUUGCUGCCUUACCUCUAAACACUAAGGUUUUAUCUUCCUUCUCUUGUGAGAUGAUCUCUCCAUGAAGGCUCCUGGCAGGCCUGUCCUACUGGUUCAGAAGACUCUUGGAGGACAUGUAUAAAUUGCAGAAAACAAUGCAGGAAAUAGAUCUAAGAAACCAAUCCUCAUCUUUCUAUCACUUCCCUUUCUGAAACAUAUGUAAAAAUUAUUUAAAAGACUAAUAUAUAUAUGAUAUAUAUAAUAUAUAUAACAUAUAUAUAAUAUAUAUAACAUAUUAUAUAUAUACAUAUAUAGAAAUAUAUGUAUAUAUACUUUUUAGUGUAUAUAUGUACAUUUAUGUAUGGUAUAUAUUUUUAGUGCAUGUGUAAGUGUAUAUAUAUAUAUAUAUAUUUAGUCUUACAAAGGAUGUAUAUGAACACACACACAUAUACACUUAUAUAUAUAUGCAUAUAUAAAUGUAUGUAUACAUAUGUAUACAUAUACACACUUAGGCAUUAUUUCUUAAUUGGACUUCUUGAAUUUUGCAUCUCAAUGUAUUUCAUUACAUUCUUGAUCAGUUACUUACAUAUAGUGGGCAUUUAAUAAAUGUUUGCUUAAUUAGAAUCUAGUGUUCUUGGCCCAGUUUUACUUCUGAUUGCAUAAAAUUGACAACAAUCUAUUUCUGUGCAAACUAUAACUUUCGUUUUCAAAUAGGACCUAACAGGAAAGGGAUUAUUUCCCAAAUCAGUCUAUAAAAUUAUUGUAACAGGGCACAACUGAUGUCUCAAACAGAUCUUUACAUUAUAAUCAUCUGGAGUGCUUACUCAUGCUCUUACAUACACUCUGAAUCAGAAUUUCUGCAUUUGCCCCUGACCCUCCAUUUUGGGUUUCCCAUGAAAUCAUUGUCUCCAUUAUUGCUUCAUAAACUCUCACUACAGACACUGUUUCAGCCAAGAGCAGUGCAGAACAGGUCUCCUUAUAAUCAAAGAGCCAAAUGGUUUAUAUUUCAUAAUUAAGGGCUCCUGAAGGUCAAAAUGGUGUUUAUAAUAGCCUGAAAAUUGUGUAUCCACCAAGUAAAUCUAUGUGAACACUAAACAUUUAUCCUUGGUAGGAGGAAAAAAAAAGAAAAAGAAAACAACAAAUUGUUAUCCACCUAUGAAAUAGGCAAAUGUUUGUUUCCAAUACUCAAUUUUUUUCAAGAUGUAGGGAUUCUGAUGCUCAAUGAGAGAGGAAAUUGCUGCAUCCAUAGUUUUUGCUUCUAUUCACAAUAAGUACCAAAAGGUGUACAUUUUGCAUAUACCAUGACUGAACAAUUCAACUGUAGGAAAAUAGUCAUAGUGGUGAGCAAAUGUUUAGCUAUACACGUUUUUAUUUAAAGAUUUCACAUAUUUUCAAGGAUUUUUUAAACCUAAGAAUCAAGUACAUGUACCGUCCAAUCAAAAGGAAAUGAACACAGACUCCUAUUCACCAAGUACACAAAAAUACAUCCCACAUGGAUUAAAGAUGAAAAUGUAAAGAACAAGGAGCACCUGGGUUGCUCAGCCAGUGGAGCAUGUGACUCUUCAUCUGGGGUUUGUGAGUUUGAGCCCCACAUUGUGUGUAGAGAUUACUUAAAAAUAUUUUUUUUAAAAAAAGAAAGAAAAUGUGAAGAAUAAGAAUAAUAUAUUGCAAUGCAAAUUAACUAAAAAUGUAUAAUCUUGUGAUUGUCAUUAUCUUCUUAGUCAUGAAAAAAAUUCCAGAAUUAUGAAGGAAAAAAUAUAAAAGGUCCACAUACAAGAAAUAGGCUGUGAGAAAGUAUUUUUAAUACCAUGACAGACAAUGGGAAAAUAUCUCUAUAACCCCAAUAGAUUUUUUCAAAUGGAAAAUAAAAAGGUAAACAAACCAAUAAAAAUAUGUACAUACCAUAUGAUCCAGCACUUCCACUUCUUUGUAUUACCAUAGAGAUAUAUGUACACACAUGCACAGGAAAGCAUAGAUAGAUGUUUAUUUUGUCACUGUUUGUAAG